Messenger RNA from Gambusia affinis (western mosquitofish), 6659 nucleotides. RefSeq names its product period circadian clock 2 (gene per2). The record is from RefSeq and is a predicted model, not a curated record. Lineage: Eukaryota; Metazoa; Chordata; Actinopteri; Cyprinodontiformes; Poeciliidae. Gene Ontology annotation, molecular function: transcription cis-regulatory region binding; transcription corepressor binding. Gene Ontology annotation, biological process: negative regulation of transcription by RNA polymerase II; circadian regulation of gene expression; entrainment of circadian clock by photoperiod. Gene Ontology annotation, cellular component: cytoplasm; nucleus. The transcript has 23 exons. The coding region runs from base 397 to 4443 and encodes 1348 amino acids.
GUCAGUGCUUGCGUUGAAGUUCCAGGGCAGUGCGUGGACACCGCAGCCGGGGAGAGAAAUUUGUGAAAGCAACCCAGAAGGAGCGGACGGACCCAAUCCUUCAGAAAAGGUCACACCUCAAUUAACUGGACGUCUGCCCUCUUGACUGCUGGAAAUCCCUGACGGAGUAACCGCUUUACCUGCUGCGGGAUGAAUCAGCAGCUGACCGGGGCUUUAAGGAACUUGGCAUACGGCGAGUGGAAGCAUCCAGAAAGAAAGUUGAAGCAGUAAAACUGGCGCAGAGUGGCCGGAGCGAUCAGUUCAUUUACUUUUCAUCCACUCAGUUGUCAUCCUUCUGACAAUGGGAUGAUUGCGUUCUACUUAACCUGAAACAACCCCAGGAAAGACCUCCUCCUGAUGUCAGACGAUUCAGACUCCAAGCCCUAUCCCUUGCCGGUUCCGGCAGAUCGGGAUGGAGCCUCGGCUUCGAGCAGUCCCAUGGCACAGAUGCGCUGGGUGGGCAGCUAUGCCCAGGGCAGACCUGACCUUGGACUGCCCUCUGAGGGCAGUGAUAGCAGCGGUCAGGACCCCGCCGUGUCUCCUCACAACGUGCGCAAGACAACCCGUUCUCGGCUGUCCCCCGAGGAGGACGUGGAGAUGAAGAGUAGUGGGUCCAGCGGCAGUGGGACAGAGUCACAUGGCAAUGAGAGUCAUGGCAACGAGAGUCAUGGGAAUGACAGCAACGGUCAUGAGUCAACGGGCAGCUCCAACAGCCGCAGUAAAGACUCAGCAUUGCUAGAAUCUUCAGGCAGCAAUAAAAGUUCCAACUCCCACAGCCCAUCUCCUCCCAGCAGCUCCAACGCCUACAGUCUGCUGAGCUCGGAGCAGGACAACCCUUCAACCAGCGGCUGCAGUAGUCAGGAGUCUGCGAAAGCCAAGAACCAGAAGGAAGUGCUUAAAACGCUGAAGGAGCUCAAACUCCACAUGCCAGCGGACAAGCAGCACAACAGCAAGUCGACCACACUGAGCGCGCUGAAAUAUGCCCUGCGCUGUGUGAAGCAAGUGGAAGCGAAUGAGGAGUACUACCAGAUGAUGAUGGUCAAUGACAGUCAACCCUCUGGCCUGGAUGUUUCUUCUUACACCAUAGAGGAGAUAGACAGCAUCACUUCAGAGUACACCCUCAAAAACAACGACAUUUUUGCAGUGGCGGUUUCCCUGGGCACAGGAAAAAUCAUCUAUAUAUCUGACCAGGCUGCCUCCAUCCUCAACUGUAAAAGAGAUGCGUUCAAAGACUCUAAGUUUGUGGAGUUUCUGAUGCCGCAGGAUAUCAGUGUGUUCUACAGCUUCACCACCCCUUACCGCCUGCCCUCCUGGAGCAUGUGCACCGGAGCAGAUCCGUCUCCUUCUGACUGUAUGCAGGAGAAGUCCUUCUUCUGUCGUAUCAGUGGCGGAAACGAGUUCGAGGGUGAUUUGCGGUACUAUCCGUUCCGCAUGACCCCUUAUCUGAUGAAGGUGCAGGAUAUGGCUCAUGAUGAAGACCAGUUCUGCUGCCUCCUGCUGGCUGAGAGGGUUCACUCUGGAUACGAAGCUCCCAGAAUUCCACCUGAUAAGCGCAUUUUCACCACCACACACACUCCAAAUUGUGUAUUUCAGGAUGUGGACGCGAGGGCCGUUCCUCUCCUUGGCUACCUCCCCCAGGACCUCAUCGGUACUCCGAUUCUUUUCCACCUGCAUCCCAAUGACUGGCCCGUCAUGUUGGCCAUUCAUAGGAAAAUCAUACAGUAUGCAGGGCAACCGUUCGACCACUCGUCCAUCCGCUUCUGUGCUCAAAAUGGAGAAUACAUCGUCUUGGAUACCAGCUGGUCCACCUUCGUGAACCCCUGGAGCAAAAAGGUUUCCUUUGUUAUCGGGAGGCAUAAAGUUCGCAUGGGCCCGAUGAAUGAGGACAUUUUCAUGGCUCCGGUCUCAUGCACGGGCCACAUGAAGAAUAUGGACUCAGAUAUCCAGGAAAUAACAGAGCAGAUUCAUCGACUUUUGCUGCAGCCGGUUCACAACAGUGGGUCGAGUGGUUACAGCAGUCUUAAUAGCAAUGAGUACCUUCAGGGCAUGACCUCCUCCUCUAGUGAGAGCCUGAACAACGGUAAACAAGAAAAAGGCCAAGAAAAGGAAGGAGAGCAGAGCAGCAAAAGCAGACCUCGUACUUUUCAGGAAAUUUGCAAGGGAAUUCAUCUUCAGAAGCAGCAGACGGCAAAAUCAGAACACAAACGAAGCAAUACCAUGUCAGGACAGAACAGCCAGGCGGUUGUACGUCUCAAAGACUCAGCUCCCCCGAUCAGCUGGAGGGAGACCACCGCUGCGGACAGUCGAGUCUCUUUUCAUGAGGAGCUUGACCUCAACAAUCAGACUGUCUGCUCCUACCAGCAAAUCAGCUGUCUAGACAGUGUUAUCAGGUACUUGGAGAGCUAUAAUGUUCCUGUCGUCAUGAAGAGAAAAUGUCAGUCAUCCUCCAACACCACCUCCUCUAACUCUGAUGAGGAUAAACAGAAGAAGUCACAUGCUGUGCAGAUCUCUGAAGAACCAACCUUAUCGAAGGAUCAGUCGCGUAUUUCUGCUUUGAAUCAUCCUCACAAAAAGACCAGUGACCCCGCCACUGCGGUAGUGGGCACUUCGAUGCCCCUACCAGUGCCAAACAAACCAGAAAGUGUGGUGUCCAUUACCAGCCAAUGUAGCUACAGUAGCACUAUAGUGCAUGUUGGGGACAAGAAACCUCACCCAGAGUCAGAGAUCACAGAGGAUGUACCUGUUGCAGGAGAUAUGCCAGAAUCCAGCCAGAACAUCAACACUCCUCGUCCAGUUUCACCUCCUAGUCAGGAGAUGGAGUCCUACAAGAAACUGGGUCUGACUAAGCAGGUGCUGGCAGCUCAUACGCAGAAGGAGGAACAGACCUUUCUCUGUCGCAUUCGAGAGCUUCGAGGACUCACUCCCCACAAAGCAAACGGCUCCCUGCCCCUGGACCAGCAAAGAGAUGAACGCACCGUCACUGCUGCACACACUGUUCAGCCCAGAAAGCAAGAAGGUCAGAGACCAGAGCGGAUGUCCCGCCGAGGAACACGAAACAAGAAGACCAAAACCAAGAGAGCAAAGCUUCUCACUUCUCCAAGCACUGAGGCUGCCCCUCACAAGGAGCGACAGCCACAGCAGCCCCCUCCUCAUCCUCAGACAAACCAGAGCCAUACGCAGACCCCAGUAUCUCCAUCUAAUGCCUCACAGCCCGCCUUCCCUGCACCAUAUCCUGUCAUGCUGCCAGGCUACCCAAUGCAGAUCUACGCCAGAACAGAUUCUGCGUUUUCACGCACUGAAGCUCCACUACAAGACUUGGGGAAUAAUCAGGGUGUCCAACUCCCUUUGUUGUCCCCAGGCACUCAGCCUGCCCCCGUAAUCUCCCAUAUGGUCACACCUGUUAUGGCUUUUGUGCUGCCCAACUACUUAUACCCUUCAGUUGGACAUCCAGUGUAUCAGGUAGACGCCGGGGGUGUCCCAAUGCAAGCGCAGCCUUUUGAUCAGACUGCUUUCCCAAGCCAUGCCGCCUUUGCAACCCCACCUUUCAUUAACGGUCAGAACCAGCUCAACCCAACGUUGGCAUCCUACCUGUCUCCACCUGUCUACUUCCCUUCCUCCCCUGACACCCCAAAGCCCCCGGAGGAAGGCCACUCCUGCUCCUCCACACCACAGUCUGGUGAAAGUGAAGGUCAGACGUCCCCGCCUCUGUUCCAGUCCCGCUGCAGCUCGCCUCUGAACCUGCUGGAGCUGGAGUUCUCUGUGGACAGGCAGGACAACGCGCCUCAUGCUUCAGUAGGACAAGGGAGUAACAUGGCUGAGAGGGAGAAAGGAGCAAGCGCCAGUAAAGCAAAGGAGAGGGAGAUGAAAGAGCCCUCUCUCAGUCUACUUGGUCCACCUGGACCAUUGUAUUUCCAACCCACAUCCUGUGUCUGUGAGCGUUUGUCUUGGGAUAAAGUGUGGUCUAGGCUUGGGGCUGGCAGCAGAGAGAGGAGCGAUGAAGGUAACAACAGUGAUGUCAUCUCAACAUCAAGCGACAUGCUGGACAUCAUCCUUCAAGAGGACUCCUGUUCAGGCACCGGCUCAGCCACCUCUGGCUCCCUGGGCUCUGGCUCCAACGGCUUUGGGACUUCAGCAAGCGGGAUGUCCAAGAGCAGGACGUCAGCCAGCAGCGCCUCGGCCAGUGGGGCAUCAAGCAGUUUUUCAGGAAGUAACAACAGCAGUAAAUACUUUGGCAGUGUGGACUCAUCGCAGAGCAGCCAGAAGCACAAACGCCUUCUUAGGAGCAGUGAGGAAAGACCAGCGGAGACAGGGCUCCUCAAGUGUGUCCUGCAGGACCCCGUCUGGCUGCUGAUGGCCAACACAGAGGAGAAAGUCAUGAUGACCUAUGAGCUGCCCUCGCGGUGAGUCGAAGGACAGGCGCAGCCAGCGAGGAAUAGGAAGGAGGUUCUUGUUAUCACUGUGGUUUGAAACUUAAACAGCCUUUGGUUGGAUCAGAAAUGCAAGGAAAUAUCCAAACAUUUUAAUUUCUUCUUUGUGGUGUAGCUCUUUGAUUAUAGCAUAAGAUGUAUCCGGGUAACAGAUCAACAAAUAAACAAAUUGGGCUGAACUUGAGAAAAAAAAAAAGGACUACUGAUGUGCAAUAAGCAGUAGGAGAAACAAUUGUCACCUUGUUUCCAAAUGUCGAGAAUUAGAGUGAUUUAAUGUAGAAAUGCAUAGAAAAGAGAGCAUAAGAGAAGCCUGGCAGAGCAAAAGAUUUAAAAGACCCUGGAAUGAGAACUAGCGAGAGAUGUCAGUAAAAACUACCAAGACACAAAGCAAUGGUCAGGAAUUGUUCUCACAAAUACGUUGAUGAACAGAUCUCUGAAAAGAAAUGGAUCGAAAGGGUACAAUAACACUCUACUUGUGAAAAAAAAAACAAAAAAAAACAAAUGACAACACUAUGUUUUUGCUGGUGAAGGACGAUCUCCAGACAAUUAGAGUGAGCGCCACUGACUGACCUGCACAUAGACCUGACUUGAAUCCCCUGAAAAUAAGCAGAGUGAACUGAAGAUGAAGGUCGAGCCAAAAGGCCAUUCAAUCGGACUAAAACUGAAAGAACUGCUAAAGAAGAACAGGCUGGGAUUCCUAAGGAGAAUAAAUGUAUUCCUUUUUCUUAUUUCUAAGGGCAAAUUAACAAAACAAACUCAGCAAAAAUAAAUAAAGGAAGUCCACAAAAACUUUGUUCAAAAGUUGUAGCUUUUUUCAAACAAUAAAAUUUUCAUGUUAACUUUGUCCUCUAAGCUUUUGACUUCUAUUAGACCCUGACUGUGCAAACAUUUCAGAGUUGUCACCUUCUACAGAUUCUAAAUAUUCUAAAUAUUGACCAUGUCCUAAAUAAAGCAGUGUUUUUACUUCUGUCUUCACAAGAGUUGCAAAUAUGUCAAUAAUAAAAUUACAUUGCAUACCUUAUACAUUUACACUCUAUUAUUACAGUGUUUAAUUUAAAGUAGGACAUGAAUCUGAUUAACGUGGAACCAGUUCUGUUCAUAGCAUCCCUCUCUGUCCAGUAGUGAAAGCUUUAGAUUUAAAGAAAUUUGAAUCAUUUAAACCUGCUGUAGGGACAUUAGUUAACCAGUAGAUGGCAGCCCAAUGUUAAUGCUGACAUUGGUUCAGUUUUAGUUGGUUUUCACUGCAGGGAUGCUUCAGCAACUUACACACAAAAUGAUAAAAAUGGGAUUCUGAUAUUUUGAGUGUUUUAAGUUGUUCAUGAUUUUAUGUUUUCUUAUGUCAACUUCCCUUGUAAUGAUUAUGUGUGUAUUCCUGUGUUGAUCUACAACACAUGGUGAAAAACCGCUGGGGAGAAACUUAAGCCACUUAAGGCUGAUGGAUAAUGUUACAAAUAAAAAUGUCAUGUAUGGAAUAAAUCUGUAAUUCAAAACAGGUGAUGUCAGUAAAUAUUUGUAAUGAUUCCUUAGUAUAAAUGUAUCAACAAAAGAAGAUUGUUACUGAAUAAAUGUAUGCCGCAAAAAUAUGCAGAGGUUCCCUUUGGUGUUUCAAUACAUUCAUUAGACGUUUUUUGACUAUAUUAGAUGAAAUAUAUAUGAAAUGAUACUCUACAUUAUAGUAACUAUACAUGUCAAAGAAUAAAGGACAGAUUGAAGUAGAAUCUCUACAUCCUAAUCUUCUGACCAUCAAAUGAUUCUGUGUGGUUAAGGAUUUAGUUUUUAAUGACAUUUUACAGCAAAACAAUGCAGGAUUACAUUAAACAAAUGCGUUUCGCAUCUGUAACAACUAAAAGCUGUUAUAUAUGUCAUCUAGAGGGAGCGCUAAGUUCUCUGCACUAAGAAGCCUCUGUCAUGAACCAUAAGGAAUGGAAAUAGUCUAUUCCAACUAGACUUUUUUUUGUUUGUUUUUCACAGAAUGAGCACAAUAUUGUGAUUCUUGAAUCGUUAAGUUACAUCAUUCUCAGUAACUUAACGAUUCUCUGAUGUCUUUUACUUAUUCAAAGUUUACUUCCUCUUCAGCUUUAAUGCACCUGUUAAAGCAGAUCUAAAUGAAUUUUUAUAUAUGUUGACAAGAAAGCUGCCGCUGUCUAUAUAUAAGAGAAAACCGAAGAAUGAUUGUUUACCCAACUUUUGCAA